CUCCAAUGACUAACCCUAUCAGGGCAAGACCAAAGUAUUCUGCUGAUAAAUUUAUUGGAAAAAUCGAGUCACAGUGCCCGCGAGCUUUUCCGCCAUGCGAUAAGAUAUGGAAGUGGAAGCCACAAACCAAGAGCCACUCAUCCUCGUCAAGUUAUUCAGUGCACCGAGAAGCUUCACCAUGGCGAGUUUAGAAAUGACGAGACGAAGAGCGACCUUUGCCCUGCAGCUGCUGCUGCUGCUGCAGCUAACUGGAUUCAGUCGGACGGAGAAUAUCGACGCUGUGGAAGAAAUAGACCGCUUUUGUUACCCGGAAUCCGCUCGAAACUCGCGCCGCUCCUGCGAAUGCAGCAACGUCAGUGCUUCGCCCUGGGGCAUGCGUGCCCUGCGCAUCGAUUGCAGCUACAAGGAUUAUCGGGCUAGUGAGCUCUCCCAGCUGCUGCCCCUCUACAUUGACACGCUGGAUCUGUCCUGGAACGCCCUGGAUGAGGCGCCGAUCUUCACCAGCGACAGCCUGCAUCACCUGAACCUGAUGCACAACAACAUCUCGCGCUUGGUGGCCGGCAACUUCAAGCAGCUAACCAGCCUGAGAGAGCUUUACCUGGGCUGGAACAGCAUUGGCCAGCUGGAGGCCACAACCUUCGAGGGAUUGCCCCAUCUGCAGGUGCUCGACCUGGCCCACAACAACCUGCACUCCCUGCCGGGCAAGCUAUUCGCUCCUAUGCUGGUGCUAGGAACGCUGGACGUGUCCUGGAACCGUCGCUUCAAUGAGACAAGUCUGGAUCUUUACUCGGGGCUGGGAAUUAACUUGAAACUGAAUGUUCUCCGACUAGAUGCCUGCAGCCUGACCGAGGUUCAUUUACCCCAGGAUGUUCCCCUGAAGGAGCUCUCACUGCGCCGGAACCUGCUGCAGCAAAUGCCCAAGCAGCUGCCCCAGACGCUCGUGCGCCUGGACAUCAGCGACAAUCUGCUGGAACAUCUCCUUCAUGAAGAUACUUCCAACCUAACCCAAGUUCGUCAACUUUACAUGGAGGAUAUGUCGCUGCUGCAAAGCAUAGCAGCCAAUUCCCUGGCUCCUCUAGAGCUCCUCGAGACGCUGAGCUUCCAGAAUAGCCGCCGGCUAACUCAUCUUGAUGCUGAGGCUUUUGGCCAUGUCCCCAGGACAGCUGCUGGGAAGAAAUGGGCACUGCGGUCGCUGAGCUUUCGUGGCACUAUGCUGCGCACCUUUAAUUCCACGCUGGCGCCGCUUUUUGGACAACUUGCCGAACUGGAUCUCAACGGUCUGCCGCUGCAGUGUGACUGCGAGCUGCUCUGGCUAAAGCAGCUGCCGGUGCAGACCAACGGGCGUUGCUACAAGCCGGCCCGCAUCCGCGGCAUGCUAGUGACCUCCGCCCGCGCCGAUGCCUUCAGCUGUGAUUCCUGGCCGCGCUGGGCCUAUAGCCUGGUGGUGCUUACGCUGAUUGCCCUGAGCGCCGCUGGCAUUUACCUAAUCGUGAUGGGUUUGCGUCCGCACCGAGGCGUCACCAUGCGCCGGAAGGUGGGCGCCGGCAGUCCCUAUGCCCGCGUCACCAUCGAGCCAAAUCGCCAGGAGAAUCCGCAUUAGGUCACCUCGGAACCCGCUAAACUACCUCCUAAGUUGUUGUAUGUGUAUGUGAACAAUAAAAGAAUCCUUAUUUAAGUGUAAA
This is a messenger RNA of Drosophila kikkawai, 1682 nucleotides long. Its product is annotated as TLR4 interactor with leucine rich repeats. NCBI's taxonomy places the organism in Eukaryota, Metazoa, Arthropoda, Insecta, Diptera, Drosophilidae. Gene Ontology annotation, molecular function: protein binding. Gene Ontology annotation, cellular component: extracellular matrix. The record is from RefSeq and is a predicted model, not a curated record.